This is a messenger RNA of Scophthalmus maximus (turbot), 9460 nucleotides long. It is a transcript of the gene ralgapa2, whose product is annotated as Ral GTPase activating protein catalytic subunit alpha 2. Gene Ontology annotation, cellular component: nucleus; cytoplasm. Lineage: Eukaryota; Metazoa; Chordata; Actinopteri; Pleuronectiformes; Scophthalmidae. The record is from RefSeq and is a predicted model, not a curated record. The coding region runs from base 497 to 6694 and encodes 2065 amino acids. Gene Ontology annotation, biological process: positive regulation of GTPase activity; regulation of small GTPase mediated signal transduction. The transcript is spliced from 41 exons. Gene Ontology annotation, molecular function: GTPase activator activity.
UCGAAUCUCUCUCUUGUAUUGGAGGAGGUAGAAUCUAUAAAUCUGUUUUUAGACUGACGCUGGGCGCCACUCUCCAGUUUUCUACACAGUUAUUGUGCUUUUCUCCUUCUCUAAAGGAACAGCAGUUUGCACAGUGCCAGAGCUUCUCCUCAGGAGAAUCAAAGGGGAAGUUAUUCAUAAAAAAUAAAAAAAAAUGCACGAGAACAAACAAACACACAACGGAAGCGCAAGGUGGAACGGCUAUAAACAAGGGGGCGUGUCCAUCUCACUCGACCACUCCUCCCUGCCAGGCUGCGCUUCCGUGUUUACACACCCACCAAAAAACAAAAAAAAAACAAAAAAAACACGGACACUAGCGGCCGUCAGCUGAAUGUUUACCGAGCAGGCAUCGAGUGGCGGCGGUGAGGGAAGCGACGGUCACACCGGAGGCUCGGUGUACACGGUGGCGCGCAGGUGAUUUCGGCUCGCAGCGCGGUUGCUGCAACCUCACAGCGGAAUGUUCACUCGCAGGGGGCAUGGCGACGUCAAGAAAUCUACACAGAAAGUUCUGGACCCAAAGAAGGACGUGCUGACCCGGCUCAAGCACCUCCGGUCGUUGCUGGAUAUCAUUGACAAGAGUGAACUGAAAGCAUUCUUCGAGGGCAACUGUUCUCAGAUUUAUUUUAUCUUCUAUGAAAAUUUCAUUACACUGGAAAGCAACUUAAAACAAAAAGGGAACAAAUCUCAAAGGGAGGAGCUGGACUCUAUCCUCUUUAUUUUUGAAAAAAUUCUCCAACUCCUGCCCGAGAAAAUCUACAACCGAUGGCAGUUUCACAGUAUAGGUUCUAUUCUGAAAAAGCUUCUACACACUGGAAAUUCAUUCAAGAUUCGCUGUGAGGGGAUCCGUCUCUUCCUGCUGUGGCUGCAGGCCCUGAGGGACAACUGUGCUGAGGAGCAGUUCCUCGUCUUUGCCUGUCUGGUGCCAGGAUUCCCUGCUGUGCCCUCCACUAGAGGGCCCUGCACCCUCGACACCAUCAUUUACAACCCCUUCUCCAAUCCGCCUGAUGGUGAGGCGGGCACAUCUAAAGUGGUGCCUGAGGAGAUUACCCCGCUCGUUCCGGCUGUGGUGGGAGAAAAAGUUGCAGAUGACCAGACCUGUUAUAUCCUCGAUACCCUGCUCAAGUACAUGGUCAUUCAGGCAUCCAGUUUAGAAUGGAGGAACAAAGAGAACCAGAACACAGGCUUCAGGUUUCUCUUCAGCCUGUUCAAGAAGUACUACCUACCACAUUUAUUCCCCUCAUUCACCAAACUCACAAACCUCUACAAGCCUUUAUUAGACCUCCCGCACCACAGACCAAAACCCUUGUACGUGCCAGUGACGCGGAACAAUGAGAGCACCUUCUGCACCAGGGACCAGUACCUGGCGCCCCGUGUGGCCUUUAUCACCUGGCUUGUCACCUUCUUCCUGGAGAAGAAGUAUGUCAGCAGUGCUGCAGUGGCGCAGAGCGCCAAAAACGGCACCGAGGUCAUUCCCAAACUCAUCCAGACUGUCACUGCAGGCAGUAGCAGCCAGGAGAAGAAGGAGGAUAAGACAUCAGAUGGGGAUGCGAACGGAGCAGCGGGGGAGCCUGAGAAGAGCCACUCCAACAGCAGCACGCUGUCGGACCGGCGGCCCAGCGAUUCCAGUUUGUGUAGCAUCGAGGAGGAGCACCGCUAUGUCUACGACAUGGUGCAUGCCAUCCUGCUGUCCACCAGGGACAAUGUGAAUUUUGUCAAUGAGGUCUUCCACCAGGCUUUCCUUCUGCCAUCCUGCGAGGCGUCCGCAACCAGGAAGGUGAUCAAAGUGUACAGGAAGUGGAUUCUACAGGACAAGCCCGGCUUCAUGUCAGAGCCUGACAAAACUUCCCGGGGAGAUGAAAUGGAUGGCCGCUCUGAACAGAUACUGAACAGCACUGAGACAAACAGCAUUCAUGUACAGAUGGAGAGUCACGGUCACAGACGAACAUCCAGCUGGGGGAGGACUUACUCCUUCAGCAGCGCCAUCAAUCGGGGCUUUCUCACCGAGGAGCAGAACAGGGACGUCAAGGCUGGCAUCCAGCCCACGCUCCAGGUGUUCCUGACCAACUCAUCCAAUGUGUUCCUUUUGGAGCCAUGCCAGGAUGUACCGAAACUUCUGGAAAACCAGGUUGAGGUGUGCAAAGGUGUUCUCAGCAUCUACCGUCACAUGAUCAUGGAGCACACGAUGGAUACACAGACGUGGGAGCAGAUGCUGCAGGUACUGCUGAGGAUCACUGAGGCGGUGAUGAAGAGGCCACAGGAAAACCAAAGAAAAGACAGCUUUGCAGAAAGUUUAGCAUCGAUACUCUUCAGGACCAUCAUCGUGGCGUGGGUGCGAGCCAACUUGUGCGUAUUUAUCUCCCGGGAGCUAUGGGACGAGCUGCUGGCAGUGUUGUCCUCUCUUACCUGCUGGGAGGAGCUGGUGACGGAGUGGGCCAGCAUCAUGGACUCGCUGACGGCUGUGCUGGCACGCUCCGUCUAUGGCCUGGACAUGGGCAGCCUGCCUCUGGACAAACUCAGUGAACAGAAGGAGAAGAAGCAGAGAGGACGUGGAGUGAUCCAGGACUCCCAGAAGGCCGCAGCAGUGGCCCGCUCCUUCUCACUGAGCUGGAGGAACCAUGGGGAGCAGGGUGGGCCGGGGGUUCAAGAGCCAAUGAGGAUUCGCUCUGCCACUACGUCAGGUGCUCCUGGUGUGGAGAAUGCCAGAAAUAACGUCCGACAGAAAGCAUCUGCUAAGCGAAGCCAGUCCAUCAGCAACUGUGUCCAUCUGUAUGAGGCUUUGCCCACCACUAAAAGUGUUCCUAUGCUGCUCCACACUGUGAGCUCUUUCUUGCCUGGUAUCUCUUCUGGUAACUCUGCUUGCUCUCACAGACUCUCAGAUGUGGAGGAAUGUCAGCUGUCAGAAUGUGGGGGAGAGGAGGAGCUGGGAGGCAGGGAUAGCCCUCUGCCACGUAGCAGCAGCACCUCCGACAUCACCCAACAACCGGCUGAAACUUUACCCGCCCAGAAGAGAGAGUGCUCCCCUACUUCCUGUGGCUCAGACAGUAGGACGUCUGAGGGCCGGAGAGAAAGCAGUGAGCCACCGGUGAUCCUCAUCCGACAGAGCAGCAAUACAGCUGAGACAGAGUGCAACGCUGAGGGACACACAAACUACACAAGGCCCAAGAUCAGAGAGAAAAGUGAGAGUAUAAGCAGUGAGACGUCCAAUGGCUACCUCAAUGAAGCUGAGGUUACCUGGCAGGCCUUCGACGAGGAGGCUGACACUCAGUCCACACAGUCCGCCCACAUGGAUGUGACAACUGACCCCCAAGGCCAGGGGAGUUUGCUGCUCAGCCACAACGAGGCUCUAGCAGGUCCUGAGUGUGCCCACCCUCCCCACUCUGCACCCCCGUCCUACCACCACCACAACCACUACCACUACCCCCAGAAUCCCCCCACCUCACCAGCCCUGCUGGUGCACACAGAGUGCCCUCGGGACUACCCCCUGGACGACAACAUGCAUCAGUCUGUCUUACACAUGCCACACCACUUGGACAGCAGCGAAUGUCUGGCUGACGAUGUCAGUAUCAUCGCUGGUGGGACCCUGAGUGGUUGGCACGCUGAUUCAGCCUUCGUCCUAUGGAGGAGGAUAUUGGGUAUACUGGGAGAUGUCAACAGCAUCCGCUGCCCAAAAAUCCACGGCAAGGUCUUCUCCUAUCUCUAUGAGCUCUGGCACAAGCUGGCCAAGAUCCGGGACAACCUUGGGAUCAGUGUGGACAACCAGUCUUCUCCACCCCAACCUGCCUUCAUCCCUCCUCUCCGAAUGCUUGCCUCUUGGCUCUUCAGGGCCACCAUGCUGCCAGCAGAAUACAAGGCCGGCAAACUGCAGGCCUACAAGCUGAUCUGUGAGAUGAUGACCAGGCACCAGGAUGUGCUCCCCAACAGUGAUUUCUUGGUGCACCUCUACUACAUUAUACACAAGGGCUUCUCCAGCGACGACCAGGAUGUUUUGAACACCAUCAUCCGCUCCUGCUCCCCUCGAUUCUUCUUCCUCGGCCUGCCGGGCUUCACCAUGCUUCUUGGAGAUUUCAUCACUGCUGCUGCCUGUGUUCUCAGCUCAGUUUCCCCAGAGGCUCCGAGGAUGGAGGCUCAAACUGUCCUGGGCUCUUUGGUGUGUCUCCCCAACCUUUACCUCCAGAUUCCUGUAUUGCAACACGUGCCUGGCUCUGAGGAAAUUCUUGUGGGCAAUGAGGACAUCAAGGAUUAUCUGGUCAACAUCCUGCUAGAAACAGCAACAAAGGAACACUGUGAAGGGGCCAGGUGCAUUGCUGUGUGCAGUCUGGGCCUGUGGGUGUGUGAGGAGCUCAUGCAAAAAAACAUCCACGUCCAAGUUAAAGAUGCCAUCAAUGUCUUGGGAGUAACACUAAAGUUUGGGAACAAAGCCGUGGCACAAGUAGCCUGUGACGUGUUCCAGCUGCUCAUUUCUCACUGGGAACACCUGAAGAGGUUGGAGUCCACUCUGCCCAAGAAAAUCAUUGAGAUCUUUGUGGCCACAAUAGCCUUUUUGUUGCCGAGCGCAGAGCACUCAACGGUGGAAGCGGACAAAAAGUUGAUGGUGUCGCUGCUGCUUUGCCUGUUAGACUGGUGCAUGGCCGUUCCCUUGAGUCUCCUGCUGGAACCAGUCACCAUGCCUUCAGUGGACGAUCGCACAUCCCACAAGGCUCCACUGCUGGACUACAUCUACAGGGUGCUGCACUGCUGUGUGUCCGGCUCCAACCUGCACACCCAACAGAGCCACUACCUCCUCAGCCUGUCAGACUUGUCCUCUGACUACGACCUCAUGUUGGGUCAGGUUAAGAGCUUCGAGCCGCCGCCCUCCCAGUCAACCACUACUGACUUCGGCAACCUGCUCACCGUAGCUGAAGAAAAGCGACGUCGGAACAUGGAGCUGAUACCCCUGACGGCGCGGAUGAUCAUGACACACCUGGUGAACCAUCUGGGUCACCAUCCUCUGAGCGGUGGCCCGGCCCUUCUCCACAGCCUAGUGAGCGAAAAUCAUGACAACCCGUAUGUGGAGUCGUCGGAGCUGUCCUCAGAGGUCUUCAAAAGCCCAAAUCUGCAGCUGUUUGUCUUCAACGAUAGCACGCUCGUGUCCUACCUGCAGAUCCCCGCUGAGACACCCACCGUGGGCCAACCCCGACAUCCUUCUUCCCAAGUGCGAGUCAUCGUCCGGGACAUCUCUGGCAAAUACUCGUGGGAUGGCGCAAUCCUCUAUUGCACCACCCAAGAAGACCCCGUUGACAUGGGAGUUUUUGAUGCCGUUGACCACCCUCUUUCUAACACCGAACCCGUCGCUCACAGUAGAAACCAGACCCACUCUCCAACUAAGGGGCCGCACAAAAAGCAUUGUUCAAUCUCGGACUCCCUCUCUGGCUGUUGUGAGGAGGAGGAAGUCGAUGUCCUCGAUACGCUGUUGGAAGACCUCGGCCACAGCAGCCCAGAAUGCCUGCCCCAGUCACCACUCCAACUUAACCAGCCAGCCCCCUCACCCCGUGGCAUGAACAUAGAGCAAGAGAGCGCCAUUCUGGAGGCCAUCCUCUGUCAGACCCAGCAGGAGGAGGAGCAAGUGAGGAGUUGGGAUGCUGAUGUGAGCUUUCGGGCCGCCUGCCAGAGUGAACCAUCACACCAGGAACCAAAAGCUCCUUUCUAUUUCUGCCGGCUGCUGCUUAACGACCUCGGCAUGAACUCCUGGGACCGCAGGAAAAGUUUCCACUUGCUGAAGAAAAAUUCAAAGCUCUUAAGAGAACUGAAGAACUUGGAUUCCCGGCAAUGCCGAGAGACGCACAAGAUUGCUGUGUUCUACAUUGGAGAGGGACAAGAAGACAAGUGCUCUAUCCUGUCCAACAGCGCAGGCAGCCAGGCCUAUGAAGACUUUGUAUCGGGACUGGGAUGGGAGGUGGACCUGGCCACACACUGUGGCUUCAUGGGCGGCCUCCAGAGGAAUGGCAGCACAGGUGUAACAGCUCCUUACUAUGCUACCUCCACUGUGGAAGCCAUCUUCCACGUCUCCACGCGUAUGCCGUCUGAUUCUGGUGACUGCCUCACUAAAAAGCUGCGUCACCUGGGAAACGACGAGGUACACAUAGUGUGGUCGGAGCACAGCAGGGACUACCGGCGCGGCAUCAUCCCAACCGACUUUGGAGACGUGCUGAUUGUCAUCUACCCAAUGAAGAACCACAUGUAUUUCAUCCAGAUCAUGAAGAAACCACAGGUUCCAUUUUUUGGGCCUCUGUUUAAUGGCGCCAUCAUCAAUGGGAAGCUGCUGCCAAGCUUGGUGCGGGCCACCUGUAUCAACGCCAGCAGAGCCGUCAAGUCCCGCCUGACUCUCUACCAGAGCUUCUAUGAGGAGCGGGCGCUCUACUUGGAGGCCAUUGCUCAGAACCACAGAGAGGUCAUGACAUUUGAAGACUUCGCCUCGCAGGUCUUCUCCCCCUCUCCGGGCUACCCGAUGAGUGGGACAGGUUCCUUCACCGGCAGCACGAGCACCGAAGCCAGCGCUCCGGCAGGCGCGGCGGACUCUGUCGACCAGGUCUCUCCCACCAUGCCCCGUGCCACGAAGAACCGAGUGUCCGGGAAACUCCGCCGAUCAGCCAGCGCUAUAAGCAAAUCUUCCAACUGAGCUCUUCGACCCUCCCCGAACCCCCCAACCCGAGUGCAGCCUUUAAUAUUUCCUCUCAAGACAACCUCCCACAACCAGCCGUGACUGCAAGAGGUGGCUGUUGUUUUUCCCUUCUGUCGUUUUAUUUUGUGUCGUAUAAACAUGUAACUGGAGCACAUUGCAAUUUUUUUUUAAUUUGUGCGGCAAUCAUGUACCCCGCUGAUAACAUUUCCAUUUGUUGGUGGUGUUUCACCGCGUUAACGGCGAUGAACGUGAGACUAAGCUAUUUAUGUUCAUCCUGGUGGUUUCCGCUCAAGAAUGGGCAACAUAGGAAGACUUGACUUCACCGAGGGAGUCUUAAAGUAACCGGUGACGACAACAACAACAAAAAGAAGUCCUUUUUAUUCUCAUUUUCUAGUGCGGUCGCAAUGCACUGGAGAAACACGAGGUUCUUCCUAUAGUAAGGGAAUGGGAGACUGCUUCUAUCUCAACACGUAAUGUCACAAAGCACUGAAUGACGCCGCUGUAAAUGGCACCGUGCUCAAGCUGCACAAGAGAGUGUUAUCCGUCUAUAAACGUGUCUGCCUUUUUUUUACUUCUUUGCGCGUCUGCCACAACCUUCCUGUGUCGGAGAUGCCACUUCCAGUCGGUGGAUGGAUUUUGUCCUGCUGCUUCAGCACCAGUUCCCAUCACGUUCGUGGACAGUCCUCCUCCUACAGUGGAGACAGAGGAAAGACUGAUGCGUGGGGGAAUACCUCCCCUGGAAUGAUCACUUCACUGCUACACCGACUUCCUGGACGUGGAGUCGCUUUGCUACUUGGAGGCUUUUUUCUUUUUCUUUUUUUUUGACCCAGAGUGGACAAGCGGUGACGUCUUUCUAACUUGAGCUGGAUUCAAAUUUGUUUGGGGUCUGUUUGUUUUGUCGUUUUUGUCAUCACUUCUAAUUUUCCUUUCUAAAUGAAUUCCGAUGGAUUGUGUCACGAUUUGAUUUAUGCAACCCCCCCGCUGCAAUGAGAAAAGACUGCGUUUGUAAUUGUUUUCUGACGUUGUUACAGAAGGCUCAUGUCCGGUAAUCGAAUACGUUCCCCCCGUCUCUUUCCUCCGCGAUCCGUUUCCUGUCCUGUGAGGCGGAGACAUCGACAUUCCAACGUUCCCAGACAACACUUUUUUUGCACUCGCUCACUGUCAUCGAUUAUGUAGAAUGUUUUCUCUUUGUCGUUCUUGGGUGUUCAUCGCUUUAAAAAGAUGUAUUUGCCCAUGUGUGUUUGCUAGAUGUACAUAGAGAGGACUAUUUGAUGAAUUAAUUUUGCUGUCGUGUUGUUUUCAUGUAGUCAUGUGCUGUUUAGAGGAAAACUACCACCAGAGCCUCAGGUGAAUCUUAACUCCAUGCACUAGUGUGCAUGUACCGUGUGUGUGUGUGUGUGUGUGUGUGUGUGUGUGUGUGUGUGUGUGUGUGUGUGUGUGUGUGUGUGUGUGUGUGUGUGUGUGUGUGUGUGUGUGUGUGUGUGUGUGUGUGUGUGUGUGUGUGUGUGUGUGUGUGGUUGAGUGUGUGGUUGAGUGUGUGUAUGAGUGUGAGUUUCUUUUCUGAGGGAGCUUCUCACAGUGCCUGUGUAAUGUCUGUCCUCUCAGAUGCUGUCCCACACCACCUCUGCUCCCAAUAAUCACAUUUGGGUUUCUCCCCCUUCACCGUGUGAGACUACCCAUGGCCGCCCUGCAUCACGUCUCCACGUCUAGCUGUCUCAAGGACAAAACGUUUUCCUGCCCCCGUGUAUCUAAGCGGUCAGUGUCGCGUGCUCCCCGACAGCCACAAAAACAACGACAGAUGGAUUUGGAGUAGUGGGUCUUUGCGCUGCUCUCGUCUUUAUCUGAGAAUGUUCCCAUGAUCCUCUCCCCAUGCCGCCUCCUAGAUCCACAGGAGGGGGCAGGGAGGGGGGGGUUCAGGUGGCAUGCCGGAGCUGAACUCGGAGCAGCCCUCCUAGCAACGGCCAGGCCGGUUCUCUCACCCCUCCAACCUGCGCUGCUCACGUUGUCAUGGUAGCCAGGUGUUCCACACAAACACACUAUACACUCAGAGCCGCCGAGGGCCCCGCCCGGGCUGCGACCCUUCCCCCGUCUGUUGCACUACUAUGCCUUACUUUCCCCCACGCUCACCUGUCACUUCGCUUCCCCUCGCUCACGCCUCGCCUCCUUGUGUUUGUCAUGGGCAGCACGAGUGUGGAGAGUGAAGGCCGCUUGUUGUCCUUUUUUCUUUUCUUUUUUUCGAUUUCUGUUUCUUCUUUUUAUCUUUUUUGAAGAAUGUAUGAUACAUAGGCCCGGAUCACAUCUAUGGUUUUUAUUCUCCCCCAAGUCACUUGAAGGAACCACCCAGGAUGCUGAUCUUAAAGAUUGUAGGUUAUAGAUGAUGUCUGUCCAAGGGGUCUGUGUGCCCCCCCCCCCCCCCUUUUAAUGGCUUAGUCACUGGAGAUGUCGGUUUUGACGAGACGAGGAUUGUGUGUCUUAUAUACGUGAAGAAAAAUGAGCUAUAGUGUUAGUUCCUGGUAGGUCGUCUCUUUUCUUCUCGUUUUAGAAAUCCUUGUACAUUGUGUCAAAUCUGAGGGGGCGUCCUCUGAAUAUAAAUAUAUGAAUGCCUGUAAUAUAAUCUUUGUAUCAGAGGAAAGAGGAAAAAAAUGCUUGAAGAUUUCACCCUUACUUGUCAACAUAUCAAGACUGUUUUUAAAUGACCGAAGUCCUGCUAUCUUUAUUAGAAAUGUGAAAAUUGAGACAUUUCAUUAAAUCAAUUUGAUCUUA